AUGAGCAAGCGAAGAACAUGGGCCUUUCUAUUCGUUUCCGUAUAUUCAUUACUCUUAUCUUCUUCUUGGAAUCUCCUCAAAUCCGUGCUUUCUUGGUACGACUCUUCUGCUUCGAAUUCGGGUAACGCAUUUGGGUGGCCCGCGUUGUACGCUUCUGUGGCUUUGGGUGCUAUUUUUGGCCUUCUUGCAAUGGCUGCUGCGCUGGCCGUGGCAGUUCCGGCCACGCUGAUGACGUGGAUAACUGUGCUUGUUUUGUUGACUUUUUGUGGCAAGCCGAGGAAAGCUUUGGUCGUUGAGGGCAAGAAGUUGACUGGCGAAAUUUCUCGUCUUGUGCUGAGAGUUUUGAUUAGAGAAGGCAAGUUCGUAGCGGCUGUUUGUGCUGUUUUGGGCUAUUUUGCUCUCGUUCGGAAUAUCAAAGAAUCGUGA
Molecule: messenger RNA, 426 nt
Organism: Daucus carota subsp. sativus
Lineage: Eukaryota; Viridiplantae; Streptophyta; Magnoliopsida; Apiales; Apiaceae
Exons: 1
Coding region: 1-426 (141 amino acids)
Source: RefSeq, a predicted model, not a curated record